This is a messenger RNA of Cavia porcellus (domestic guinea pig), 7184 nucleotides long. It is a transcript of the gene Rsbn1l, whose product is annotated as round spermatid basic protein 1 like. Gene Ontology annotation, cellular component: nucleus. The transcript is spliced from 8 exons. Lineage: Eukaryota; Metazoa; Chordata; Mammalia; Rodentia; Caviidae. The coding region runs from base 1992 to 4391 and encodes 799 amino acids. The record is from RefSeq and is a predicted model, not a curated record.
GACAAGUAGUAUGGUUUAGCGCUCCACUGGACAGCUCGUUUAUUUGGUUUCACACCGGGGAAGGGGCUACUGAGGCAAGGUAGGAACUGAGCGGGACCUUGGGAAGUCAAUUCAAAGACUUCUUCAGGCAGUAAAUUUGCCAACUAGGAGAAUCAUUUGCUCUCUCAGGUUGGCGGCUUUAUUCUAGAAUAGGGGUUGCUGCCACAGCUGAGGCACAUCUCGACUUCAGAGCACUGUGAACAAGAGCUUUUCCGACCCAGUCACAGGUCCUUUCUGGUCAGCACAGCCAGCCACUGACUGCAGGGUCAAAGGGCUGGGAGGAGAGGGACUGAAAGGCGGGGCAGACACAGACAUACACAGCCUCCGGGGCUCCCCUGGGCCUGCGCUGCAGUCUUCUAAAGAGACAUCUUGUCUCUUGUAGUUAAGACUUCCUUAUCCUUUCUCUAUCCAUCUUUUAUUUCUUCCUCUGACUUUACCUCAGUCAGGGCCAGAGAUGUAAACCCAACACCGAGGACACAGAGACUAUUUGGUGAAGCCCACGUGUUUAUGAGACUGGACGGGAAAAAGAAUGUGAGGGACAGAAACCACUCUGGAGUUGACACUUGAGGGUCUCUGCUACUUAAUAGUGUCAGAGAAGAGGAAGGUGUGUAAGUAUCAAGAGAAAGGCUCCUUCCAGACCCCAAGUGAGAUGACAAGGCAGCUGGGUGUGGGAGGCUCAGCAGGACUGCCUCGAGUUGGAGGGUGGCCUGAACUACAUGGUGAGACCCUGUCUCAAAAACACCAAUAAAUAAAUAAAUAAUGCCUGAGUCACUUAAAAAUAAAUACUAUAUCUAUAAGACAAUGUCAAUUUUUUUUUUUUUUUUUUUGAGACAGCGUCUCACUAUGUAGUGCAGACUGGCCUUGAACUCGCUUAUAUAGCCCAGGCUGGCCUCAAACUCAGUGAUCUUCCUGCUUCAGCUUCCAGAGUGCUUUGAUUACCCGUGUGUGCCACUGUGUCUGACCAAUGUCAAAUUUUGACUCCACUCCCAAAGCACUGUAAAAGAAAACAAAGACAAAAGUGAAACAAAAUAAACAUUUCCAACUUCUUGAGAUCACAGGUGUGAGUACCUCCUGAAAGGUUACUUCUAAAUGUUUCCAGAAAGUAACAGCCACUUUCGAGUUCCUCUUUGGAGCCUUAAAAUUCCCGCAGCGGUGGUAACCUCCUGAACUGACCACUAUGAUUUUUACCUCCCUCGGCCUUUCCGAUUGCACGUGCGAUCGCUGAGUUGUUAAACCCAGGUUCUUGAAUCCUCCUUCUCCUCGUGUCAGCUAAGGAUGGAACCGCAGCUCACAAGGUGCACCACACAGCAGAAGCCAAAACCCAACUUUCUUAAAAGCACACAGCGUCUGCCUGGGUUCGAUCGCUCGUACAAAAAAACGAAACAAAAUAACACUACCCCCCUAAAACCUACACCACACCGAAAUUUUAAAAAUCGCUUGCUCUGCAAACACCUAUAAGCGUCGCUGAGGCCUUUCCCCGGGAAGUUAAGACUCAGCGAAGGUCGCAGACACAGCACAGCCCCUUCCUUGAAAGCUCUCCGGCCGGCGUCUCACAGUCGCGCCGGGGAAGCGACCUCAAGUUCCAGGCUAGCAGAUCGCUGUCCUCGAAGCCCUGGUUUCCGAUCGCAGCAGUUCUGUCUGCUCUUCUCAGUCCAGUGGCUUCGGCUACCUCGUCGGGCGGCUGGGGCUCAGGUUCUCCCCGAGCGCCCGCCGGCGACUGCAACAGACCUUCCGGGGCCGGUGCCCGCGGCCGCCGCGCCCGCGGAGCGCUGACCUCCAGCGCAAGUCGGCUCAGCAGUCCCGCCCUCCGACUUUACAUCGCGUUUCUGACUGGUUGUUCCGUGCGUCCCUCUGCGCGGCUCGUCCAAUGCAGGGCCGGGCCGGUGGCCUCGACGGCUCCGCCCCCGCCCCGCGCCGGGAGCCGAGCAGAGUAAAUACAACAGGAGCGCAAAAUGGCGGAGCCGCUGAGCCCAGUGCGCGGCGCCGUCGCCGCCCCGGCUGUCCCGGAGAAGGAGCCCUUCGGCAGGCCGCAGUCGUCCUCCCGGGACCCGCUGGCCUCUCUGUCCGCCAAGAAGGUCCGGAUGGAGGAGAAGAAGGCGCCGCGGCGCGUGAACGGGGACGGGGGCGGGCGGCAGGCGCCGGCCCCUCCGCCCUGGAGCCUGGCCGCGCCGCCCGCCGCCGCCGCCCGCAGCUGCUUCGCGCUCCCCGCCGGCGCCUCGUUGCUCGUGCCCGGCCCGCCGCUGCCCGCCGUGCCCCCGCGCCUGCCGGCCCAGAACCCGAACCCGAACCCGAACCCGAGCCCGCCGGCGCCCUCGGCCGGGCCCGCGGCGCGCAGACCCAAGGAGAAGCGGGCGAGGGAGCGGCGGCGCCACGGGCUCGGCGGGGCCGCGCGCACGGAGAACGGGGAGGGCGGGCCGCCGCCAACGACGCCGCCGCGAGAUAAAAUCAAAGACAAAAUUAAGGAGAGAGACAAAGAAAAAGAGAGAGAAAAAAAGAAGCAUAAAGUAAUGAAUGAGAUCAAGAAAGAGAAUGGAGAAGUGAAGAUUUUGCUGAAAAGUGGGAAGGAGAAACCAAAAGCAAAUGUAGACGACUUACAAAUUAAAAAGGUAAAGAAGAAAAAGAAAAAGAAACACAAAGAGAACGAGAAACGGAAGCGUCCGAAAAUGUAUAGCAAAUCCAUUCAGACGGUCUGCUCAGGACUGCUGUCUGACGCCGAGGAGGAGGCAGCCGAAGGCGUGCUCGGUGGCAGGGACCGCACGGGGCGGGCCGCGGACCCCCGGGCCCCCGAGAGCAGCGCGCUCCCCUUCGUGUCGCUGAAGGAGCCCCGCGUGGGGGAGACGCUGCGCAGGCUGGACGCGCUGGAGUUCAAGCAGCUCAUCCACGUGGAGCAGCAGCCCAACGGCGGCGCCGCGGUGCUGCACGCCUACGGCGGCGAGCUGGCACGCCUGGCGCCCCCCGAGAUGGAGAGGUUCGCCGAGGAGUUCGUGGGCCUGGCCUUCAGCGAGAACGAGAGCGCCGCCGCCUUGUACGUGAUGGGCAUCGUGCACGGCGCGGCGGCCUACCUGCCCGACUUCUUAGACUACUUCUCCUUCAACUUCCCCAACUCCCCGGUGAAGAUGGAGAUCCUGGGGAAGAAGGACAUCGAGACCACCACCAUGUCCAAUUUCCACGCUCAGGUAAAAAGAACAUAUUCCCACGGUACUUACAGAGCCGGCCCAAUGCGACAGAUCAGCCUGGUGGGAGCGGUGGAUGAGGAGGUGGGCGAUUACUUCCCUGAGUUCCUGGACAUGCUGGAGGAGUCGCCCUUUCUCAAGUGCACACUGCCGUGGGGGACCCUGUCAAGCCUCCAGCUGGAGAGUCGCAGAGACAGCGACGAUGGCCCCAUCAUGUGGGUGCGUCCAGGCGAGCAGAUGAUCCCCGUGGCUGACGUGCCCAAGUCACCUUUCAAGAGGAAGAGAACUACCAAUGAAAUAAAAAACCUCCAGUACCUACCUCGAACCAGCGAGCCUCGUGAGAUGCUCUUUGAAGACAGGACGAGAGCCCACGCGGAUCACAUCGGCCAAGGCUUUGAGCGACAGACAACUGCUGCCGUGGGUGUGCUGAAGGCCGUGCACUGUGGAGAGUGGCCUGAUCAACCCCGAAUAACCAAAGAUGUAAUUUGUUUUCAUGCUGAAGAUUUCUUAGAAAUAGUUCAACGAAUGCAGUUGGAUUUGCAUGAGCCUCCACUGUCCCAGUGUGUCCAGUGGAUUGAUGAUGCAAAACUUAAUCAGCUGAGGAGGGAGGGCAUCCGCUAUGCCAGGAUCCAGCUGUAUGACAAUGACAUUUACUUCAUUCCGAGGAAUGUGGUUCAUCAGUUCAAGACAGUUUCCGCUGUGUGCAGUUUAGCAUGGCACGUUCGGCUCAAGUUGUAUCACUCGCAGGACGACGUUACUCAGAGCACAGCUGCUCAGGAGGCAGGGGCCUCCCCUCCCAGCGACAGCAGGAUGUGUGCUGCACGGAAAACCUCCUCGGAGUCUGGGUUUUCAGACAAACUCCACCCGAAAUAUGAAUUAGCGCAGACUAAACAUGAACCUCCUGCGUCUGUGAGGGUCAAAGAAGAACCCAUGAGUGUUAAUCCUCCUGUGAAGGCCAGAGCCCCGAGUAACACGGAUGGGAAGAGUGUUAAAGCAAAACUGGAUCAUGUUCAGUUCACAGAGAUCAAGAUUGACAUGGAUUCUAGCUUUGAAAACAGCAACAAGGACCUGAAGGAGGAGCUGUGUCCCGGCAGUGUCCUAAGUCUAGUUGAUACGAGGCAGCAUAGUUCGGGACACAGCUCAAGUCAAGACAGACAAGAUGAUGACAUUUUGUGCUAGAUUUGUACAGAGCAUUUACAAUUUCUUUUUUUAAAAAAAUUAAUAAUGUAAUAAAGAAUCAUGAAUUCUGGAAGCAAGCAAAGGACUUGCUCUCAAGUCUGUUACAGAACAUAGAUGAUGUGGCUUUGUAACAUUCCUCAGUGCCUGUGCUAACUGUGAAGCAGCAGCACUCAAGGCCAGGGGCACUGUACACACUGCAGGUUUGAACACAGGAGUCUUCGAAACAGCUUUGGAGUUGGAGUUAUGUUUUAGAAUCAAGCUGAUAUAUAUACACACGUACAUAUAUACACACACACACAUAUAUGUGUGUGUGUGUAUAUAUAUAUUUUAAUAUGAGCCAGAAUUUUUUGGACAAUUUAAGGCUUUUCCAUAGAGCUUAUUUAUACCCUUAUACCAUUUUUUUUUCAUUUUAAAUGUGUCAGCACUGUAGUGUAAAUAGCUUUAAAACAUCUUUUUAGUGUGAUUUAUAUUGAAAUGUGAGCCACUUAAUAAAGGUUCAUAAUAAAUGUUUUCUGUUCAGUUUGCAAAGACAAAGUGACAAUUCAGUUAAAUCAUUUUUUGAUACAUUGUUUCUCUAUGCUGGUAUACCCAUUUAGAGUGGUAAUGGAGUGCAAAUGUGUGUAUUCAAGUCUAGUAAAUAUUUAAAUUCUCCACACUGUGCAAGCAUUUAAAAAAAAAAGAUUCAGUUAUGAUAGCGUGUGUGUGCGUGUGUGUGAAUGUAUAUAUGUGUAUCCUAUUUUGCACAAUUUCUUAAGUUGCUCAAUAAGAUAAGUAUGUGAAACUAUUUAGCCCCACUUCCUGGAAUACAUUUUAAAAUAUUUAUUUCAACAUUAAAAGAGCAGCUUAGGUAAUAGAAAAAAUUUUAGAAAGUUGGGAGAAAAAAGAUUGAAUAAUCUCUAUCCUAAAUAAUGAAGAUGCGUUGCUAAGGUUUUUAUAGUGGUAACAAAUUUUCUGUGUUGUAUAUGGAACAAGUAGGAAGUUUUCUUACUUGAUAAGCACUUACGCUCCGCUUGAUUAUAGCCGAGUAAAAUUUCUUUAGUUAUAGAAAGUUUUAAUUGUGAAAAAUUAAAAUCCUCUUUUAAAAUUUUCUUGAAGAAUGGGAAAAAUAUGGCAAAAUUCAAAACCAUAAGGGCAGUGACCUGAAUACCAUAUACUGAGACGUAACUAAAAAAUACUGUUACCUCGUCUUUCUCAGGAUCCCCCGCCCAGCACGAAAGGCAGCUGGGGGUAUUUCCUUUUUAUAAAGAAGCUCUAGGAAAUAAAUGCCAUAGGAAACAGAAUCGCCAGUGCCUAGUUAACGAUGAGUGAAACCUGUCUCUUUGGUGAGGGGUCAGCAAUAUUUCCGAGUGCUUCCACUUCUGUAAUUGAGAGGCCGACAAGCCUUGGAUGUGUGCACGGACGGCAGGGACUCGGCCGGCCGGACGUGCUCUUGCUUCUCCUUACUCCAGGCUGUACUUGGGCUGAUAACUUCCAGCUGCAGUUCUUCGCGCCACAUUUCAGUGUUUUCUGUCCUGGCCUCAUUCGUGGUACCCAUCAAAGCUCAUUUCUAGUUAGAAGCCAUUUGGGAAGAGGCACUUCACCAGGACACUUAACAACUAACUGCAACAACAUGUCGGCUUUGGCCCUCGUUUUUAUUUUUAUUUUUUGUGGGGUUACUGGAAAUCGAACUCAGGACCUCACGCUUGCCAGGCAGGCUCUGCAGCACUGAGCUAAUCCCUGGCCCUUGGCCCUAUAAUAAAAAGGUGGGCAAAUAUAGGAAAUGAAUGUUUACCACAUGGGAACUCUCACGGGAUAGGGAAAUCUAAAUCCUGAUAAUGUAAAUAGGAAUUUUGUCUUAUAUGUCACUGUCUUAUGCUCCCACCUACCUAUUUGAUCUGCUUUGUUACAUUAAAUUUAGGGAUCUGUAUCUUCUUUGGGAAAUAAAGUUCUCAAAAAAUCCGAAUUGAGAAAUAGGGAUGUGGUUAAAAUAUUUUUGAUCUUUUAAAAUUGAAAAGUGAUAUAUUUAAGGUAUGUUUUAUUUUUACUUUUCCAGUAACAUAAAUGCACUGACAAUGUAAGAAAGUUUCUUUAGGGCAACUCUCUGAAAUAUAUACGCCUUAUGCAUUUAACUUGGAGGAAUGUGUAUCUAAAAUAAUUAUAGUGGUUGUUUUCAGGUGUGCUUUCUGAUAUGACCAAUAGUUAGACUUACAAAAAUUUGUUUUCUAAAAUGCUUAAAUCUCUGGAAGUGAAGUUUCCCUAAAUCAGUGGGUAACAGUAAAUCAGUUCACCUUCAAUAAAACUUAUGUUGUCUUAUGGAUAUGGUGUAUAAUUUUUAAAUCUUCAGGUCAGUAUGAGAACUUGAAAGCCUUUGUCACACAUGAAUUUCUAUUUUAAUAUUACAUCCUAUUAAUGGUUUCUUAGUACAUUCCGGUUCUUUAUCUGAGUGGAAGGUUUUUGCUUUUACUUCUAAUAUCUUGGACCAGAACAAUAAAGCACUCAAGAUAUAAUUUCUAUAUGGUUACAUGCUAUAUAGAAUAAAUUGUUAUAUAAAUUAUUAAAUGGGUGUACAGACCUUGAGAAUAAAAACUUAGGUACCUCAGUGGUAUCUGUUAUAGCAAUUAUUUUUUUUCCUACUUUUGUUUAUACCCUGUUAGCUCUACCUGAUAUAUAUUCCAUACUCAGGCUAGCUGAUUAGCUAGCAAAGAAUGAAGCACUUGUGAUAUUUAGUUACAAACUACUAAAGCCAUAUAUUCAUUGUCUUCUUUGUCACCAAGAAUAUUGACCUUAAAUAAAGAUGAGGUUGAUGUAGCACAA